Molecule: messenger RNA, 1250 nt
Organism: Arabidopsis thaliana (thale cress)
Lineage: Eukaryota; Viridiplantae; Streptophyta; Magnoliopsida; Brassicales; Brassicaceae
Gene: HO3
Product: heme oxygenase 3
Exons: 5
Coding region: 232-1089 (285 amino acids)
Biological process (GO): heme oxidation
Cellular component (GO): chloroplast
Molecular function (GO): heme oxygenase (decyclizing) activity; heme binding
Source: RefSeq, marked reviewed
CUCAAAAGGUCAAUCACACAACUAAGAAAACAGAACAAAUCUAAAUUUUCGAUUUUUCCAAAAAAUAUUAUCUGACUGAUUUAGAAAAAAAAAAAAAUACCAAUUUAUGAUGUUGGUAAUGGUAAUUGACUAAUUGUUACAAACAAAUAUUUUAAGAAAAAUCCCCAACCCCAGAGAAACCCUUCAUCUUCCAUCAUCUUUCUUAUUCAAUCUGCAAAAAUUCCAAGAUUCAUGGCUACAACAAGACUUAACCCCUCUUGCCACUUUCCAGCGAGCACAAGACUCUCUUGCGAGAGCUAUCUCGGUCUGAGAACGACCGGGAGGAUUAGUUAUGCCCGAACCCUAACUGCUCCACGUGGCUAUCUUGCUGUAAAAGCAAACGGUGGUCAAGCUUCCGUGGUGACUGCGGCGGCUAUAACGGAGAAGCAACAAAAGAAGUAUCCAGGAGAAUCAAAGGGUUUUGUGGAGGAGAUGAGAUUCGUGGCGAUGAGAUUGCAUACGAAAGAUCAAGCAAGGGAAGGAGAAAAAGAAUCUAGAUCUCCAGAGGAAGGUCCGGUGGCGAAAUGGGAGCCGACUGUGGAAGGAUACUUACAUUUUCUUGUGGAUAGUAAGUUGGUUUACGACACGCUUGAAGGGAUCAUUGAUGGAUCCAAUUUCCCAACUUAUGCUGGUUUCAAGAACACGGGAUUAGAAAGAGCAGAGAGUUUGCGGAAAGAUUUGGAGUGGUUCAAGGAACAAGGUUAUGAGAUUCCAGAGCCAAUGGCUCCUGGUAAAACAUAUUCUGAGUAUUUAAAAGAUUUAGCAGAGAAUGAUCCUCAAGCAUUCAUUUGUCACUUCUACAACAUUUACUUUGCUCAUAGCGCCGGUGGCCAGAUGAUUGGAACAAAGGUAUCUAAGAAGAUACUAGAUAAUAAAGAACUCGAGUUCUAUAAAUGGGACGGUCAACUUUCUCAGUUGUUGCAAAAUGUGAGGCAAAAACUGAACAAAGUUGCAGAGUGGUGGACAAGAGAAGAAAAGAGUCAUUGCUUGGAAGAGACUGAGAAAUCGUUUAAGUUUUCAGGGGAGAUUCUUCGACUCAUAUUGUCCUGAUUUGAUUCAUAAACCUUCAGAUCUUCAAUAGUCAAUAAAGCCUUCUGCUAGUUUCGUGGAACCAAUACGAUUUAAGAGGUUUGUAUGUGAAAUAACUAUGUGACUAUUGUAUUAAUGCGUAAAACAUAUCAUAAUAACCAAACUAUAAAAUUAUUUUCGUG